UUUCCAUUUGUAAAUAUGGAUCAGGAAAUAGAGAAGAGAAAUAAGCAAAGUUCAAGAAAAGAAGAAGAAAGUGAACAAGAGAAAUUUGUUUAUGAUGGUUCUGUGGAUUAUAAAGGCAAAGUUCCUGUUCGUGCUUCAACUGGUGUUUGGAUUGCAUCUCUCUUUGUCCUCACAAUUGAAUUUAGUGAAAGAGUGAGCUUUUUUGGAAUAGCAGCAAAUCUGAUAUCAUAUCUUACUAAGGUGAUGCAUGAAGAUCUGGAAACAGCAGCAAAGAAUGUAAACUAUUGGACAGGAACAACAACCUUAAUGCCUCUUAUUGGUGGAUUUCUUGCUGAUGCUUACACUGGUCGGUUUCCUAUGGUCUUGUUUUCUUCCCUUGUUUACCUCAUGGGGUUAAGCCUAUUGACAAUGUCUCAAUACAUUCCAAGUUUAAAGCCAUGCAACACAAAAACAUGUCUUCAACCAAGAAAGCUUCAUCAAGUAGUUUUCUUUCUUUCACUUUACUGUAUCUCCUUGGGUACUGGAGGACACAAACCAUGUUUAGAAAGCUUCGGAGCCGAUCAGUUUGACGAAAAUCACAUUGAAGAAAGGAAGAAGAAGAUGUCUUUCUUCAAUUGGUGGAGCUUUGCCUUGUGUUUUGCAAUGCUACUUGGUGCAACUAUGAUUGUUUAUGUUCAGGAUUUUUUUAGCUGGGGAGCUGCUUGUCUUAUUUUAACAAUUCUAAUGGCUCUAUGUAAUAUAGCUUUCUAUGUUGGGAAGCCUUUUUAUAGGUAUAGAAGGCCAGAAGGAAACACUUUAAAACCAAUUUUAGAGGUCCUAGUUGCAGCUAUAAGGAAAAGGAAAUUAACUUGUCCUUCAAAUCCGGAUUUGUUCUAUGAAGUUCCAAAGUCAGAUAAGUCCCAAGGAAGGCUUCUUUCCAAUACUAGCAAUCUAAGAAGAGUCACUGGAAAUGAAAGAGGAAUCAGCAUACUUAGAAGAAUUUCCAUUGGCAUAGCAUUUUCAGUCAUAGUUAUGAUUGUUGCAGCAUUAGUAGAAGCUAAGAGACUUAGAAUGCAUGAACAAGAAAAGACAAUGAAACUGAGUGUAUUUUGGUUGGUACCUCAAUAUUUCCUUCAUGGCUUGGGUGAUGCAUUUUGUCUGGUUGGUUUACAAGAGUAUUUCUAUGACCAAGUUCCUGACUCAAUGAGAAGCUUAGGAAUGGCUUUAUAUCUUAGUGUGAUAGGAGUUGGAAGUUUCUUAAGCAGCUUUUUAAUCACAAUUGUGGAUCAUGUGACUGAAAAGAAUGGAAAAAGUUGGUUUGGGAAGGAUAUAAAUUCUAGUCGUUUGGAUAAGUUUUAUUGGAUGUUGGCUAUUAUUAAUGCUUUGAAUUUGUGUGCCUAUAUUUACAUAGCAAAGAGGUAUACCUAUAAGAGUGUACAAAUGACAGGUGAUGAAAUUAAUGGUUGUGAGAGUGAUGGAAUAGAGAUGAUGGUGUGA
This is a messenger RNA of Vicia villosa (hairy vetch), 1476 nucleotides long. RefSeq names its product protein NRT1/ PTR FAMILY 5.7-like. The transcript has 5 exons. Gene Ontology annotation, biological process: transmembrane transport. Gene Ontology annotation, cellular component: membrane. Bases 16 to 1476 code for a protein of 486 amino acids. The record is from RefSeq and is a predicted model, not a curated record. NCBI's taxonomy places the organism in Eukaryota, Viridiplantae, Streptophyta, Magnoliopsida, Fabales, Fabaceae. Gene Ontology annotation, molecular function: transmembrane transporter activity.